AUGGUCACAGCCUUCGGUGACCAUCAUCCAGCGAUGCUAGAUUGUGAGGGGCUGCUGCAGGCAGCUGCCGCGAAAUUGGGCCUUCUUCCGCUCGAGGUGGCUCGUGCCGGAGGCUACUACCUCUGUGGCAGUGUUCCGGGCGGCUGUACGAACGAUCCGCUGCAGGCCUUCGUGCAGGCAUGGUCCGGACGAUCGGCCUCCGGAACUUUGCGGACUGCAGACGAAGAGGCAGAUGAGAUACGUGAGGUCUUCGCCAUGCACCCGCACCGGCGGGCCUCCCAGCCGGAUGUGCUCCUUUGCACCAAUCUCGCCGUUUUCUGUUGGCUCCUGCGUCGAAGAGGAGUGUCAUCCUCCAAGAUGACCAUGCCGGCACUCCAUGUGUUUGGCAUGGCCUUCCUGGCGGAUGUGCCCAAUUCAUGGAGGUCCGACAUGUUGGCUGACUUCUACGCCUGGUGGAGCUCCCCGGGCCCAGACGUCUUCGCAGCCUGCCAGGAGGUGCUAUCACUCCAAAUGUGGUGGCAGAUGGGCGUCAAGGUCCCCUUCGUACCUCUCGCGGGUAUCUCGUCGCGGGUAGGAGCGGCCUAUGACCCUCCCCAGGAGGAACCAUCAUUGCUGGUACUUCGAAGCGUUUUUUGGCACCUGCCAGCGGGACAAGUCUUCGCAGCGCUUCUGGAGCGGUUUGCAACAAGUGCGUCGCCCCACGUGCAUCUCACCUGGCUCGGGCGCUACACGCACACCAUCAGCAUGCGGCAAGUGGGGCCUCAGGAGUCGAAGCAGUGGCGAAGCUUCGACAGCAUGGGGAAGCACACAUGCGCGCUUGAUGUUCCCGCAGAGAUCUCUCAGAUGAAGGUGCGAGACGUGAUGGGCAUCGGCCUCCCUUUGAUGUCGCCCGAAAGGGCCUGGUUGCUAAGGUUGUUGCACGACAUGUACCGUGGGUGGGGCCAGCUGCACAUUGAGUACGGCAGCGAACGAUCGCCGCACACCGACGCCCACGUCUCGUGGCCCCAUGCGCCCUUCUACGAUCCCAAAGCGGAUCCCAUCAGCCGGCUAUCUUACUGGCUGCAGCUUGCAGACCACUUUCGGUACCCCAGCGUCGUGCACUUUGCCUCGCUUCCGGAGAUGAUGGAGAAGGUCAUCGGCGAGGACUGGGCCAAAAUCAGCGUUCAGACGCGUGCGCACCAUCGACGAGUCAUGUCCCAGAGUGAAGCGAUGCUCCGCACGCGGGUGAUGGGCAAAGUCCCGGAAAUGCUACAUGUCCGGAUGAUGGCAUCGGGAGAAGAGGUCGUUGCUCUCUCCGCUGAAGAGUUCGACACUCUUGCCGCGUCAACAGAAAGGUCGGUCCGAGUUCUGAAAGAGCACCUGGCGAGGGUAACGGGAUGUCCGCGCUUCCGCCUUCGUGUGCUUCACAAGGGCUCCAUGUUGCAGGACGAGACGCGCUUGGACCUCCCCGUUUCUUUGGCACUGGUAAAGCUGAGCUUCGAAGAGCCGGAGAUGGCGAACUUGGAAGAGGUCGGCCACGCAGCUUCUAUGGACGAUGCAGUUACUGUGGAAGCCUUCCUCCAGAGGCCUCAACACCCUGAUCUCGCAAUCGAGCGAGGCCUCACGUGUUUGGGUUUCGCUGCUCGAAGUGGUCAGUUGAAGUCUGCGAAGUUGCUUCUUGAAGCCAGGGCGGAUUUGAACAAAAGCGACGAACAAGGCGUUACACCGUUGCAUUUGGCAUCGGCUGAGGGUCACAAGAAGGUUGUGCGAUGGCUCCUCAAGAACCGUGCUAUUGUGGGUGCUGGUACCACACAGGGUGACACGUCCUUGCACUUCGCUUGCGAUAUGGGCCAACGGAAAAUCGUGCGCAUAUUACUGGAGGCAAGAGCAGAUAGUCAGCAGCAGGAAUCUCGAGACGGCGCCACACCCUUGCACUGUGCGUGCCUGUCCGGCCAAGUGAAAGUCGUGGAACUGCUGCUGAGUGCAUCUGCAGAUGUACAUAAACAGACACAGCGGGGUGCAACACCGGUACACUGGGCGUGCCACCACGGCCACGUGGAUGUUGCACGUGCGUUGGUGUGGUCACGAGCGGAUGUAAACCACGCCAGCGCAACCGGAGCAACACCUCUUUAUUGUGCCUGCGAUUUAGGACAUGUGGAAAUGGCCCGGUUCUUGAUUCAAGCAGAUGCCGACAUACAUCGAGACACAACGAAUGGCAUGACCCCGCUCUUUGUCUCAAGUAUGCUGGGGCACACGGAGAUAGUGCGUGCGCUGGUGAAGGCUGGUGCGGACGCGAAGAAGGCCACAGCCGGACAGAUACCGCUGCACAUCGCAUGCAUCAAUGGACAUGUAGACAUCGUCCGGAUCUUACUGAACGGCCAAAUCCGGCAACCAGCGCCAGCUCCAGCUCUGGCUCUCCAUUCGGACACUUCCCUUCUCAAAGCCUUACAUCUCUCGUGCGCCUUUGGACAUGUGGAUGUAGUGAUGCUUUUGAUAGGCACCGUGAAUGUGGAUGGCUUGGAUAAGCACGGCAUGGCGCUGUUGCAUCAUGCUUGCGCUCUUGGCCGAGCUGAAGUUGUCCGCUGCUGCCUUCGGGCUGGUGCUGGGGUUGAUGUGCAAACAUCGGGUGGAACAACUCCCUUACAAGUUGCAUGUGUCGCAGGCUCCGUGAGAAUCGCAGAGCUGCUGAUUCAGCAUGGGGCUAGAACAGAUCUUCCCGAUCGGCUGGGCAUGACGCCACUGCUGGUUUCUUGCCACACCCGGCAGGUCGAACUCGCAAAACUGCUCUUGGACAACGGUGCGGCUACUGACAGACCUGCCAUGGAUGGUGUGUUGCCACUCCAUGUGGCCUCUAUCCAUGGGCACGAAGAGCUUGCCCACCUGCUGAUACACAAGAAAGCCGACUUGGAUGCGUCCACAGAAGACGGCCAGACGGCGCUGUGCAUUGCUCGGUUUCACGGCCACUGGGGCGUUGUACGUUUGCUGAUGCAGGCUGGUGCUGUUGAAACGCGACAGCCGAAAAGGCGACGCAGGAUUAAAGGUCCUUAA
Messenger RNA from Symbiodinium sp. CCMP2592, 3027 nucleotides. The record is from the annotation of a GenBank genome assembly. Lineage: Eukaryota; Dinophyceae; Suessiales; Symbiodiniaceae.